CGGAACCGUACAAAUCGAGCAACUUCUACGUGUGUUCGUCAACUCAAUGUCAGUGACAAAGAAGUAAGUGACAGCAACAUGUCGAUGUCGUGGAUCAAGACACAAGAGGAAACAAUCCAUAGCACCUACUCCUACACCACACCAAAUUCCAGAAAAGUUG
Amoebophrya sp. A120 is the source of this 160-nucleotide messenger RNA. Lineage: Eukaryota; Dinophyceae; Syndiniales; Amoebophryaceae. The record is from the annotation of a GenBank genome assembly.